Cooperia oncophora is the source of this 480-nucleotide messenger RNA. The record is from the annotation of a GenBank genome assembly. Lineage: Eukaryota; Metazoa; Nematoda; Chromadorea; Rhabditida; Trichostrongylidae.
AUGGUUAUUGAUCUGCUGCUGAAGAAUUUAAUGCAUAUGGAUGGUGGCAUUCCAAGAGGAUGGUCAUGGAAGUUCGUCGAAAAUCAAGGUGUUCGAUUCGAAAAGGAUGAUUUACAAGGAGAAGGUGGACCAGUUUUUCAAGUCGGCGUUCCAAUUAUGAGACAGUUGUACGAUUCUGAAGACGAGAAUGUCAAAGUUCGAGCCUUAGUGGGUCUGUGCAAAUGUGCUGCCGCUGGUGGUGACGACGCCUCGCGAGCCACAAUGAAGGAAGGCGCAUCGCUGAAACUUGCACACACUUGCAAAAAGUUCUUACUGGAUUAUGAAAAGUACAGCACGGAUGUCAGACGAUUUGCAUGUGAAGGUCUUUCCUAUCUUUCUCUUGAUGCUGACGUCAAGGAAUGGAUUGUCGCGGAUUCGCUUCUACUUCGGGCUCUAUUUUGCCUGGCUCAGGCAGCUGGAGCUCUUUGUGUGUACGUUUAG